CCGCUCCUACAUUUUAUGAGGCGCAGGCGACAAACCUGCUGCAGUCGCCUUCAACUCCGUUGAUAUAUCAGUCACCGAUGAUGUCCGUCGGUGACCACCAUUUACCAGGUACCGAGUAUGUACCAGCCCUUCAUGUAGCAGCACCAGCCGGCCCAUGUAUCAGUACCAUCUGCCCUUCAUGCAACAGCACCAAACACAAUUUACGUACCAGCACCAGCCCGCAACUUACCAGCAGUCCGCCACUUCAGCUCCCACCGCGAUCUACCAGCACCAGCCGCCCUUCAUGCCGCCCGCAACUUACCAGCAGCCCACCACUUCCAAUCCGCCUUCGAUCUACCAGCAGCCAGCUACUUCAGCACCGACUCCGACUGUGACUUCCCAGCGGCCAUCUCACAAAAUUAAAUUUAAAUGUUUAAUAUGUCAUAUAACUGGUCACCGGACGGCGGAGUGCCGCAGUUGAUUGCGCAAAGAGCCUUGGAGUA
This is a messenger RNA of Acyrthosiphon pisum (pea aphid), 482 nucleotides long. Its product is annotated as spermatophorin SP23-like. Bases 155 to 460 code for a protein of 101 amino acids. The transcript is spliced from 2 exons. Lineage: Eukaryota; Metazoa; Arthropoda; Insecta; Hemiptera; Aphididae. The record is from RefSeq and is a predicted model, not a curated record.